Messenger RNA from Owenia fusiformis, 2016 nucleotides. Lineage: Eukaryota; Metazoa; Annelida; Polychaeta; Sabellida; Oweniidae. The record is from the annotation of a GenBank genome assembly.
GGAUGUUAUAAGAUAUCAAUGUUCUUUUAAUGGAUCAACAGUAUUUGGGUUUGAUGAUAAAAUGGCACUGACAGAUGGAACUUGGAGUGGUAGAAAAACAAUAUGUGGUUUAUGUCCUGUUGGUUGGACAGAACGUGAAGAGUUGUGUUACAAGGUGGUGGCUGAAGCAAAGAGUUUCACAGAUGCACAAGAUGCAUGCGAAGCUGAUGGGGCAGAUCUUGUUAGUUUCUAUGAUCAAGCAGAACAGGACUUUGUAACAGAUCUGGUUGCUGAGCAUCAAUUGAGUGAAAUCUGGAUAGGACUGACUGAAAAUGUAGAUGAAACAUAUCCACGCUACAAAUGGUUGGAUGGGAUGAGAUCAACCUACACACGUUGGUGGUAUAAUGAAAGGCCUAACAAUGGUGGUUCACUACUAAAUAACCCUGGGGAGGACUGCACAGCAGCAAUGCCGUACUUUGGACGAUACUGGGACGACUUUGAUUGUGAACAGAAAAAGGCAUAUAUGUGUAAACGUGAACAGGGAUCAGGAUGUUCCCCAGGGGAAAAUCUGUUUGGAGGGUAUUGUUAUUGGGGGUCCACUUCUACUCUAUCAUGGCAAAAUGCAGAGGCAGAGUGCACACUCAGUGGUGGACACCUUGUAAGCAUACACUCUGAGGAGGAAGAUAACUUUGUCUUUACAACAGCAACAUCCAGUGCCGGAAUAACAGAUGGCUACUGGAUAGGCUGGAAUGACAUCGCAAAUGAAAACCAUUUCGUAUGGUCAGAUGGAUCAAAGCAAUACUUUGAAAACUGGCAAUACGGAGAACCAAACGGUGCACCAGAUUCACAAAACUGUACAAAAAUCCGUAAAUCCCAAAACUGGCAAUGGCAGGAUGAGUUUUGUGGCUAUGAAAAGGCAUAUGUGUGUAAAGGAGAACUCCCCGUGUUGGACAUGGAGUGUGUUGAUGAAGUGGAUGGAUGUAUUGACUAUGUCAUAGCUGAUCCUACAAUGUGUGAAUCGUACCCAAAUUUUGCAAAUGAAUACUGUAAGAAAACAUGUGGUAAAUGCCCAGGAGAAACAAGAGUAUGUGAUCGUCCUGGUGAUGUGAGUAAUGCUAUAGUAGUUAAUGACUUUGCUAACGACCCUCCAAGAAUAGGAGAUAAUGCUGAGUUAACAUGUGACAAGGACUUUGCCAUUAAUGGUGGCACAUUGGAUUUUGCAUGUGUGCUUGAUGGCAGGCUUAACUAUGAACCUCAACUGAUACCUACUCAUUUACCAACAUGUAAAGGUAAAGGAGAAAUAGCUCGUACUUUAUCGAAUGAAUUGGUGCCUCGUGAAUAUCGUGACAAUUUGAACACCAUCACUCUGGAAAGGAGUGAUAAUUUGAAAAUUGAACAUCCUGGCAAGAUAACUGGAUGGUUCGUGUACUCUGAAUUAGAAUCUACUGUCUUCAUGCAAGUUUGGCGUCCUGGAGCAGGGGAUACCUUCUCUCUAAUUGGUCAAAAUGAAGUCGUAACAGAGAUUCGCCGCACAGCAGUAUAUUCUGUUGAUCUUGCAUCACAGAUUCAGGUUGAGGCAGGGGACGUCAUAGGAUUUCAUCAGCCUAACUUUCCAGUGCCCAUACCAUAUGAUGUGUGCCACACAGGUAACCCAGGCUACCCAGGUGCUUAUAUAUGGCAGACCGAAUCACCUAGGAAACUAUCAGAUGGAGACUCACUCUCAUUCAACAUACUAACAUGUAGAAUAUAUUCUGUAGGGUUCGAGACUAAACCAGUUGCAUAGUGGAUUGAGUCUCUACAUUUAGAAAUCUGACAAAAAUCCUUGUGAACUUUGACAUUCAGUUAUAUUUUGAAAACUUUGUAGUUUGAUUUAAAAUGAAAUACAUGAAGCUAUAAUGAAGAGCUUAUUUAUAAUAUUGAAACCUUUGACAAUUCAUACUAUGUAUACUCAGUGGUGAAAUUAUGGUGUAUUUAUUGAAAACUUUUGACAAUACACAAAUUGUGUAGCUAAUGAAAAAUAACAAAUAAAUAAAAAAA